This is a messenger RNA of Bursaphelenchus okinawaensis, 1564 nucleotides long. The record is from the annotation of a GenBank genome assembly. Lineage: Eukaryota; Metazoa; Nematoda; Chromadorea; Rhabditida; Aphelenchoididae.
AUGCUGAAAGAAGACGAACUUCUGAAGAUGGAGGUGUUCGUGCUGAAGAAGUUGUCCAAUGGGAAACAUGUAUGCAAAUUAUUGGCUACAGGGAAGGGACCCUCUUUUUAUUAUGUCAUCAUGACACUCAUUGGUCCUUCUUUAAGUGCUCUUCGCAAAAUCAUGCCAGACCAGGUAAGACAGACUUUAAAAAUUUCAAAAUUUGAAAAGCAAUAACAAUUUGAAAAUUCUACAAAAAAUGUAAAAUUUAUUAAUCAGAUGACGUAACUUUAAAAAAAAUUCUUUGCCAUUUAAAAUUUGUUUCAGAAGUUUGACCUGCCCACCACCAUCAUUCUGUCGCUGGAAACCUUAAAUGGCAUAAAAGAAAUCCACGACGCCGGCUUCGUUCAUCGUGACAUAAAACCUUCAAACUUUGCUACGGGAAUCAAGAACAAGCGUCAUAUCUACAUUAUCGACUUUGGACUAGCUCGCCAAAUAAUUGUAAGUACAACACAAUACGGUUCUACAAAUUUUCUCUGGGGGAGGGGGGAGGCCGAAAAAAAUUUUUUUCGUUUACAGGUACAGCUACCUGUGGACCGAUUUUUUUGUUUUUUUUUGCGUACAGGUACCUCCUACCUGUGGAAUUUUUUUCGGAUCGGCUCCGGGAGAGGGGUACCCCCACCUCUCCCCCAAACGAAGUAAGCAUUUAGGACAAAGUAAAGUAAUAUAACGUCGAACUGAACACAAAAAUAUGAUUUUAAUUCCAGAUGACCGAAAAUGGGAAAACGAAACUCCGGGAGCCACGAAAGAACGUUCCCUUCAAAGGCACGGUACGCUACUGUUCUUUGAACGUUCACAGGAAGGAGGAAUGUGGGAGGCACGACGACCUGUGGUCAUGGCUGUACAUGUUGAUCGAGAUGUUGAACGGAUCCCUACCGUGGAAGAGCAUGGAGCGGACUCCAGCUGAGCGCUGCAAAGAGACUUCAGAGAAAAUGUUGACCACCAUGAUCCCCAAAGAAUUCUGGACAUUCUUCAAGUAUCUGAAGCGGCUAAACUACAACAAAGUCCCGGGUAAGUAAGACGAUGUAAUUAAAAGCAUAGUCUAACCAUUUUGUCUUAUAGUUAAUACUUUACCAUGCUUUUAGAUUACAGUCUAUUCAAGAGCACGCUACAAGAAACGGCCAAGAAGAAAGGCCUUAGUCUGGAGAAGCACCUCUUGCCUUCGGAAGUGAAAGGAAAGAUAGCUCAGUUAUUGACACCAGAAACCCAAAUGUAAGUGUAACACAUUGUAAAACAUCAAACCUACAAAGGAAAGCAGCAUUCUUCAUUAUUCUAAUCUAAAAGAUAACAAAUUUGAUGAUAAAUAACCGUUUUCACUUUCAGACAGAUCAAGCAGAAGACGGCAGACGAGGUGCGACAACAAGACCAGCCCACCCAGUCCGAAGCCGCCGCCAACCGCACCCAGUACGGCGUGGUGGACAUCAAGGAGAACGAGUACGACGAGAACGACAGCGAGCUGCCGUCCCGAGUGUCCGGAAAGUCGGAAACCGACGAUACCAUGGGUGGUUUGAACGAUAUAAAAUAA